Messenger RNA from Pectinophora gossypiella (pink bollworm), 2527 nucleotides. Its product is annotated as piggyBac transposable element-derived protein 3-like. The record is from RefSeq and is a predicted model, not a curated record. NCBI's taxonomy places the organism in Eukaryota, Metazoa, Arthropoda, Insecta, Lepidoptera, Gelechiidae. Bases 93 to 2072 code for a protein of 659 amino acids. The transcript has 2 exons.
ACACUGUGAAUUUGAGACUAACGACAUCUAUUGUUUGUUUGCGUAAGAUAGACAUAAAAAGUUGACAUUUGACAUCUGCCAUUUUUUGCAAAAUGGCGACUGAAAGCAGACGUGUGGCAGUGCGCUCGCGCAGAGUUAUAACGGAUAAUGACAUAUCUGAAGCUUUAAAUGACUCCGAGUUUGACUAUUCCGGAGAAGAUUCGGAUGACGAUCCAGAGUUCAUUCCAUCAGAGAUCAGCCAAAGAGGCAAUGACCAUCAAAUCAGUGAGUCUAGCAGUUCAGACGAAGAAGACGCUACGUUAAUCACUCCUUCUGCUUCUCCAGCGUUAUCCAGCGAUUCAGUUUAUGUAUCUUCGACAUCACAGUCUCGAUCACGAGGUCGUGGGAGAAGCGUUUCGCGUGGACGUUCUCGCGGUCGUGGGCGUGGACGUGGAACACGAGUUGGAGAUGAUUUUCAGCAGUCAGAACCACCAUCUUUGUCUACUCGACAGAUAGCAAUCAGAAAUCGCCAAACAAUCGAUGGUAUUCAAGAUACGUGGACCAAAGCUACUAUAGAACCAGAAAUGAAUGAUUUGAUGCAACCAGCGUAUAUACAUAAAGAAACUAAAAAUUGGGAGUGGAAUCAGUUCUAUGAUCAAUAUAUCGAUGAUGAAAUACUAACAACGAUCGUUAAUUGUACAAAUAGAACACAUAUUUUAGAGACAGGUAAAUCAAUGGGGCUUACUUUGAGAGAACUUAAAAUAUAUAUUGGUAUCACAAUGAUAAUGUCUGCGUUACAGUAUCCUCAAAUUGAUAUGUACUGGUCAGAAAAAUGGAAGGUUCCCAUCAUUGCAAUGGCUAUGACAAGAAACAGAUUCUUUUUUAUUAGACUUCGCCUAAAGUGUGUUUACGACAGUGAAGUAUCUGCAGAACAAAAAAUACAAAAAACUUGGAAAAUACAACCACUUUUUCAAAGAAUAUUAAAUGGUUGUCAUGAACAAAACAGGCCUAAAGAAAUGAGCAUUGAUGAAAUGAUUAUCCCUUUCACCGGAAAAUGUCCAAUGCGUCAAUACUGCCCCAACAAACCUAAUCCCGUUGGGUUGAAAGUGUUUGUCCUCGCAACUCCUCAAGGCGUUGUUUGCGAUAUGGUGGUGUAUCAGGGAGACACUACGUUUCCGGAUUUGAUCGGCCAAGGUUUUGGUUUAGGCGAAGCAGCCGUUUUAACUUUAACUCGCACAUUGGUCCCUGGUCAUUUAUUAUUUUUCGAUCGUUUUUUCACUUCUACAAAACUGUGCGAUGAACUAUUGAGACGUGGAUUUCAUGGUACAGGUACCAUUAUGAAAAACAGAGUUCCUAAAAGCUGUGUCUUGACAGAAGAAAAAGUAUUCCGAAAAAAGGCGAGAGGAAGUAGUGAAGUGAAGGUAAGAGAGGAUGGAAAAAUCGCUGUUACAAUGUGGCUCGACAACAAACCAGUAUUAAUGAUGUCCACUUGUUACUGUGAUCAAAACCACGACGAAUGCGAACGUUGGUCUAAAAAAGAUAAGCGAUAUGAAAGAGUUAGAAGGCCCGAAGUUAUUAAAACUUACAACCAAAACAUGGGUGGAGUCGACCUUACAGAUCGCAUGCUUUCAGUCUGCCCAUCGCGUAACCGAACAAAAAAGUGGACAAUUCGUGUUAUAUCACAUCUCUUUGAUUUGGCGGUGGUAAAUGCUUGGCUGCAAUAUAGAGCUGUUCAAAUAGAGAAAGGUGCCAUAAAGAGAAACAUAAUACAAAUGCGUCAGUACAAACUCGAUUUGGGUACAAAACUUAUUGGAGACAAUGAAGAACAAAGUGAUGGUGAAAGUGGAGGUGAAGAGUAUGAAGAGCUCGAACCCAAACACAAGAAACGUAAGAUCCUUAUCAAACCAAUACCUUCCAGAGAACGCCGUAUGAAGUCUGCUGCACACUUACCCGAAUAUAACACUAAACAAUCGCGCUGUAGGAAUAGAGGAUGCUCCAAAAAGACCACAGUUUACUGCAUAAAAUGUGAUAUUUAUCUCUGUUUUACACCAAAUAGGAAUUGUUUUUCCGACUUCCACAAGGAUGCUGAGUAGUUUUUAAUUGAAGCUUUACUUAUACCUAGUUGAUCUCAUGAUUAUGUUCCUCAUUAAUGACUUAAAAGUACAAAAUGUUGAUUUAUUGUUCUGUUAUGUUAUAAUUAUAAGGAAGAAUUGUUUAAUUUUGAUAAUUUUUGAAGAAGACUGAUUUAUUUUUGUUUUGUUUCUCAAUUUUCUGAUAGGAGGCUUAAAAUAUAAGUUUUUUUGUUUGCUUUUCAGUACCUUUACUUAUUUUUAUUCCAGAUAUCAUCCCAGAAUUAUCCUAUGUACUACAUAAAUCACAUAGUAAUAUCGUCACUUUGUUCUCUACAUAGGACAUAGCGAAAAAUCGUUUUUCCGAAAGCAGGAUUUUUUUAUCUAUUUUUCCCUUGCAUGUCAACCUAUUCCGAACAACAUACUAAAAUUUCAGAAACAUACUCCAAAAAAAGUGCUUCUGGUAGGCAGGAGGUUAA